UUCCUUCCUCCUCCGUUUUAUCUUCGGCCCCUUUCUCUCAUUCUCUCUUAUCUCCUCCGGUAGAAUAACCAUGGCGUCGACCACCGAUUUCACCAAGUCUUUUCUAUCUACUUUCUCCCAACAUGGCUUUAAUUCCCAGAGAGGAAGUAGUAGAAACAACAAGAAGUUGUCAUGGCCAAAUCAGCACAAGCCCAGAAGGUCUCUUCGUGUGAAUGGAUUGUUCGGAGGUGGAAACAACAAAGAUAAUACUGAGGAUGGACAGUCAAAGGCAGGAGGAAUCUUUGGUAAUAUGCAGAAUAUGUAUGAGACUGUCAAGAAAGCUCAAAUGGUUGUUCAAGUUGAGGCUGUUCGUGUUCAAAAAGAGUUAGCUGCAGCAGAGUUUGAUGGUUAUUGUGAAGGCGAGCUUGUCAAGGUUACGUUAUCAGGCAACCAGCAACCAAUCCGUACUGAUAUAACUGAGGCAGCAAUGGAGUUAGGCUCCGAGAAACUUUCACUGUUGGUCACGGAGGCUUACAAGGAUGCACACGCCAAGAGUGUUGUGGCUAUGAAAGAAAGAAUGAGUGACCUUGCGCAGAGCUUAGGCAUGCCGCCGGGUCUAAGCGAAGGAAUGAAGUAAGAAACUGUUGUUGUUUGUCACAUUUUCUCUUUAUGGAAUCAGAUAUUUGUUUCAGUCAGGCAGAAGCAAAGAUCUCUGUACUAUUCUCUUUAUGGAAUCAGAUAUUUGUUUC
Eruca vesicaria subsp. sativa (arugula) is the source of this 728-nucleotide messenger RNA. The record is from the annotation of a GenBank genome assembly. Lineage: Eukaryota; Viridiplantae; Streptophyta; Magnoliopsida; Brassicales; Brassicaceae.